Drosophila yakuba is the source of this 2248-nucleotide messenger RNA. RefSeq names its product etoposide-induced protein 2.4 (gene tank). Gene Ontology annotation, cellular component: endoplasmic reticulum. NCBI's taxonomy places the organism in Eukaryota, Metazoa, Arthropoda, Insecta, Diptera, Drosophilidae. The record is from RefSeq and is a predicted model, not a curated record. Gene Ontology annotation, biological process: macroautophagy. Bases 362 to 1855 code for a protein of 497 amino acids. The transcript is spliced from 5 exons.
AUAGUUGCCAACACUGCUCCCCUGUGCAUCACUGACCAGUGCUGCUAAACGCCCGUCGCGCAUCAGGUGGCAACUGUGUGCUCUUACACCAAGCAAAACAACUAUUAUUAUUAUUAAAUUCAGCACAAAGUUCAAUGAUUUUUAGGUCCUCUGCACACUGACAAUUCGAUAAACAAGCACUGGCACAGCGAUAAGUAUUGUAAAGGCGCCAACGAUGUUGUCUUCGUCUCGCACAACGCAAAUUUAUUCAAAGACCCACUGCCACAUUUUGAUACGCUCCCAAGCAGCUAAACACGUUUCGUAUGCUUGCAUGUCCAUUUCGUAAUGCCCCCGAUCAGGAACUAAGGUCUGUCCACGCGAGAUGGCGGCGAUAAAGAACAUCACCCUGGGCAUUCUGUACGGCCUGUGGGACAGCAUACGUGGCAUGACACUGGUCCUGCAUAUCGAUGACGAGGUGAACCGCCAGAAUGCCGAGCAGGAGCACCGCCAACAGCUGCGUCGCACCGACAAGGAUCGUUACGAACGCGCCAGGAGGUCACCGUCACCAGUGCCCAGUUCUGCGGCUGCUAUGAUUCGGGAAGAGUACGCCAAGCAGGCGGAGGAGAAUGCCGACGAGCGGACGCUGGAGAAGAUCCUGGGCAAGAAGCCAGCCACCCAGGAUCAACAGCCGCAGGGGGAAAAGAAGAUCGCCAAGAAGCUGUUCAAGUGCUGUAUGCUUAAUGGCGGUUUCACCUGGCUGAGCAUCGUCCUGUUCGAAUCCGCUCUGCUGCCCACGCUUAAAUUCUGCCUCACCAUCUUCUAUGGAGCCCAAUCCGAGACCCUGCCGGUGGUUUGGGGCUGGCUGCAUCCCAUCCUGUCCCUGCUUUUCGGCAUGAUGUGGGUACUGCCCAUCUUCAUGUUGUCCAAGAUUGUGAGCUCUCUGUGGUUUGCGGACAUAGCCAAUGCUGCCUAUCGCGUGAGAAAGGGACGUCCGCAGCUGAUCCCCGGGAUCAGCAAGCUGGUGGCCGACUUCCUAUUCAGCAUGGUGGUGCAAAUGCUGUUCCUGGUCCAGAGCAUGCUAGUUAACCUAGUGCCUGUCAAGUAUGUGGGCUCAUCGCUGUGCUUCGUGCAUCUGUGCCUUCUCUACUCACUGUACUCCUUCGAGUACAAGUGGUUCAACAUGGGCUGGGAGCUACAUAGACGCCUCACGUACAUUGAGAAGAACUGGCCCUAUUUCUUCGGCUUCGGAAUACCGCUUACCGUGCUGACAAAUCUGUCCAGCUCGGUGAUCGUCAGCAGCUGCAUCUUUUCAAUCUUCUUUCCCCUAUUCAUACUCAGCGGUAAUGAGGCAAAACCCAUUGUGGACACCACUGAGGUCUCCCUGCGUCUCUUCUCGCCGGUGGUCUUCAUAUCGAACCUGUGCUUCGGCGGCAAUCCGUGGAGCAAGGCCAACCGACUGAGUGCCAUGCAGCGGCAGCAGUAUGAGCUGCAGCAGCGCCAGCGUUUGCUCCAGCGCGACGAGCAGCUCCUCAAGCAGCGCAAGCAGCAAUAUGUGCAGCAGCAACGGCUGCAACAGGAGCAGCUGAUGCGACGCGAUCGCUCUCAUUCGCGGUCACAGACACCGCAGCUGGGACAUCCCCAUCGCUACGCCCAGGCGCCCGUUUUCGAUGCGGGACGGGUGCGCGACUCCUCUGCCUCGUCCACGCACAGCUCCAACGCGCCGAGCAUUAAUAGCCACCGGCCGCCGCCUUAUUACGGGAGCUCGCUGCGCGGAGCCGCACCUUUGGUGCCCACUCCCGUGCCCGGUGCACCGAGAGCUCCGCUAACCCCGCCCGUGAUACGCCAGGAGUCGGGGCCUGAUGACUGGAACUUGUGAGAUUUAUGCUUAUACACGCAACGUAGGCUUUAGUUAUAUAUAAUUCGAUCUGUGUAAUGUACGUAUCAUCUACCUAUCUAACCAUCGUGAACUGUGUAAGUUAAAGAUAACUCUAGGUCUACGCAUAAUGACAAUGUUCGCUAGUCGACACCGCCACCACCACCACAACGCCCCAUUCGGAACGGGCAUGACUAUAUAUACAUAGAGUGGCUAUAUCUGAAAUGCGGCUCGCGCAACUGCUGCAUAAUCUUAUAGAUGUUUAUUUUAGGCGGCGUUUUUCUCUUUAAUUUUUGCUCGUAGGGUGUUAUGCUCUACACUAGAAAUUACGUCGGGCGUAAAGUUCGUUUAAUGUAUAAUUAAUCAAAAAUAAAAUUAAUUUUGUACUUUCGUCAA